This is a messenger RNA of Acanthaster planci (crown-of-thorns starfish), 3337 nucleotides long. RefSeq lists its product as uncharacterized. NCBI's taxonomy places the organism in Eukaryota, Metazoa, Echinodermata, Asteroidea, Valvatida, Acanthasteridae. Gene Ontology annotation, biological process: regulation of transcription by RNA polymerase II. Gene Ontology annotation, molecular function: DNA-binding transcription factor activity, RNA polymerase II-specific; RNA polymerase II cis-regulatory region sequence-specific DNA binding. Gene Ontology annotation, cellular component: nucleus. The record is from RefSeq and is a predicted model, not a curated record.
UGUAAGCCAACAGUUUCCUCUGGAUGAAUGAAUAACACAUGGCCAGGCUUUGUUUUCCCGCACGACGUUCAGUAUUGGUCAAAUUAAAAUGCUUCAUUACCACAAUUUCAUGUUUCAAUGUGGAAGCAGGACUGAAAAAAAAAUUACUGCAUUAUUUAAUAAACUACACGUUUACCGCUGUCGAUGCGGCCUUCUCCUUUAGAUUCAAGUUUCGGCAACUACAAAUAAUUCAACCCUGCUUUUCUAACAAUUCAGUCCAGUCUGAAUGAAAGAGUGGACGGAAGUGAAUGCACUGUCCAAGUCCUGACAGGGUGCAGUGGGUUACCCUUCAUACCCCCCUUAAAAAGACAACAGUAUAAAAAAAACCUAGAAAGGGAAGGAAAACAAGGAUCCCCAUAAGUUUCUCUAGUAACUUCAAAUAUGUGGGACGGUGCCGCGUUCCCAACCCCAGACCCUCAGUUGAGACAAUUACUCAAGUCAAGUUGUAUGCUCGACCUAGUAUUCACUGGACUGACAGUGCUUGCCAGUUCAUAUGAACAUCCUCGAAUGGACAUUGAGCCAAUGAAAGAGUCAGUAUGCAAAUUGAGGUUUUUCCACAAGUGGAAGGAAAUGUAGUUCGACGUUUCUCGCUCGGCAGUCGUCACAUGCGAUCGGACAGCCUUGAUUUGCCGUGUCGUCAGGCUCGACUUGUCACCAGUGUCUAAAGGUGAUCCACUGUAUGUACAAUUCCACGUGACACAACUGAAGCGUGUCACAGUAGACGAAUAUGACACCACGACUGGCUCUCGAUCGUUACGUCCGGAGCAGCUUGGCUUGAAGUUGCCACACCAAGACACAUCGAGUCAACGUGUUCCUGUAUCACGUGGCAAUCUAGUAGUCGCAUCGUACACGUUUACCCAGUUGAAGAAACAUUAAGCAUUUCUCCUGGGCAUAUUGUUCGUAUAUUCGGGGCAGUUUGGCAACUUCACCAGUUUGUCCUUAGGACGGAAGAAGGAGAGGUUGGAUGAAAAGAAAGCACUCGGCGGUCGCUCAUAUCAUAGAGCAAGUUGCUUGCUCUAUGCUCACAUCGCUAAGGCUAACACAGUGAGCAAUCCCGUUGCGUUACAAAGCAGCAGCAAAUUAUUUCUCUGUACUGGGGCCGCCGCCGUGACGAUGGACAGGGGAGAGACAAGCCAGCCGUUCUUGGCAAGUGAUCAUCACCUCACCGCCACACACCAUGUAGAUGCCGGCCUCCCUUCUUGUGGGUCACUGAGAUCAUCUACUGUGAGUCACCUGCCGGUCAGCGGAGCGCCAUCCAUCAACAGCCGGCCGAACCAGGCAUCCCCGGCGCAAGACACCACCGAUCUGCCCUGCUCUUCCUCGGGGGUGGGCGGCUUGCCCUGCUCCCUGGGCUGCUCUCCGGCCAAAGUCCGGGGCAAGGUCACCGGCGGUAAAGGGUGCCCCAUUCCCUCGGUCAAGCUGCCGGAGUACCCCUGGGUAAGCGGCACACCUCCCGUAACUCAAGGUCAGACAAAAGUGCAUGGGAAAGGAGCUGACGGGAAAGGAGUUAAGGCCGCCCCAUCUCGCCGAGUUCGUACCGCCUUCACCAACACUCAGCUCUUGGAGCUCGAGAAAGAAUUCCGCUUCAACAAGUACAUCUGCAGGCCACGCCGAAUCGAGAUUGCAUGUCUGCUGGAAUUGACAGAGCGGCAGGUUAAGGUUUGGUUUCAAAACCGUCGUAUGAAGCAGAAACGCCUUGCAAUGAAGAAUGCAACCAAAGCCAAGUGUUACCAAGGCGACAUGCGCUCUCAGCAACAGUUUGCGAUAGGAACGCCUCCAUUCGCUGAUAGGGGUGAGCAGACGUCCAACCCAUGUCACGAUAACCAACGGCUUGAUCCUCACUACAGAAACCUCGCCACUGCCAAAGAAGUAGCGUCCGUCCCAGCAGUCUCAUGCCAGCCUCCUACCAAAGCCGUUGAUGCCAUGGAGCAACCUUCGGCUAGUUUGGGCGCCCGCAACCCGAGGGCGGGAAGUCUGACCCUGGGGUUAGGCACCCUACGCCAAUGUAUUCCCGGUGGGGUCGACUCGUACCAUCCCCGGUAUGGUUCGUAUCCGCACUCAACAGAUGAGAGAAUGGACAACUCCAUCCCUGGUAACACUAAGACGGCGUGGUGCUCCCUGUCCACGGGAUCAUCUUCUGGCUCAGCUGUGAACGAUGGUUACCGACUGGCGUAUGGGUCUGAGAUGGGCGAGUUCACCCAGGCACAGUACUCGCUGUGUACGGUGAAGGAGUCUGGUGUCGGUGGAGGGCAACAGUAUGCUAACAUCAACGCAAACAUAAUGUAUGCACCUCAUUACUAGAACCACAAAGAGCAAAGGUUGAGCUCGACAUAUUCUAUUACCAUCACCAAAGAUAGUACAUGUACAAGAAAGCAAGAUAACCAAUAUAUUAGAAUUGGUGAAGUCUCAUGGCGAAUAACAUUCCAGGUUUUGCUAGAAAAAGGUGUGGUUUUUCUCAACUUUUUGUUCUCCCACUGAGUUAAAGAUUCCACUGAAUUUUCUUUAUACCUGACCGAUGGAAAGAGCACAAAAUGUCUCCUCAGGGAUUUGAGGGGCACGUAUUUGGGCAAAAACUCAACUUUGCUCGUCCCUGACCAAAAAAAUCUUGACAACCUCCUACAAGUAGACCGUGGUUUGCCAAGAUUGUACUAAGUUAAGUUUGGUGUUGGCAGUGUCGUACAAAUUAGUUGACGUUGUCUCUAGCUGACCCCUCUGUGAGCACUUUGAGAAAUUCUACUCUUAUAUAUACUUUCUCAAACACUUUGUAUAGGGGUAGCGACUAUCUUGCUAGGGGUUAGUUGUGCCAACUGAAACAUUAUAAAUGUUACUGACUGGGGUCUAUUUCGAGCAUCAUAAUUGUUCUAUUGGAAGUCUAGAAUUUUGAAUACACUGCAAUCUUGUUUCCAGAUAUUAUAAAAGGUUUCUUGCAUAAAAAUGUCAGUGGGAAAUCCUUUCACAUACUGUGCUCAAUAUAUUAAACAUAAUUAUUCAAAUUAUUUUAUGUAAUAGAUGGACAGCAGCAAGAAUUGCUCAGUAUAAGCUGUGCCUAUUUUCACUCCAAUUGCAUGUAACGUGAAAACGACGUGAGCGUGAAAAUGAAGGCUUUAAUAUCGCCAAACGUGCUUAGCGUAUACCAGAUUUCAGCUACAACACAUUAUUUGCAUGCAUGCAAUUCUUCCCAUCUAACAACACGUUUUGUAAGCCUUAUAUGUAUCCCCUUCUCCCAUAGCGUACCUGUAUCGUACGUAAUAGUGAAGUUCUUUUGUUUUGUUCUAAUUCUUUUGUUUGAUCUUGUUUG